Messenger RNA from Marmota flaviventris (yellow-bellied marmot), 2059 nucleotides. It is a transcript of the gene Sp5, whose product is annotated as Sp5 transcription factor. The record is from RefSeq and is a predicted model, not a curated record. Gene Ontology annotation, molecular function: RNA polymerase II cis-regulatory region sequence-specific DNA binding; DNA-binding transcription factor activity, RNA polymerase II-specific. Lineage: Eukaryota; Metazoa; Chordata; Mammalia; Rodentia; Sciuridae. Gene Ontology annotation, biological process: regulation of transcription by RNA polymerase II.
GCAAAGUCCUUAUCAAAUUCUUGGAGGUGAUCCUGAAGCGCUCAGACCGCGCGCGGGGCGAGCGAGCUGGCGCGGGCGGGGAGGGCCCCGGCACGCAAAGCGGACGCCGGGGAGGCACGCUGGGCGGCCGUUCGUCCUCGCCUUCGGGUGUCCAUGCCUCGGCGGUGGCGCCCCGCUCCACAGCGAGCGGCCUCCAAGCUGUAGCCAUGGCCGCCGUGGCUGUCCUCCGGAACGACUCGCUGCAGGCCUUCCUCCAGGACCGCACCCCCAGCGCCUCCCCGGACCUGGGCAAGCACUCGCCCCUGGCGCUGCUGGCCGCCACCUGUAGCCGGAUCGGCCAGCCAGGCACGGCAGCGGCCCCGGACUUCCUGCAGGUGCCCUACGACCCAGCGCUGGGCUCACCCUCCAGGCUCUUCCACCCCUGGACCGCGGACAUGCCGGCGCACUCACCGGGCGCGCUGCCUCCCCCGCAUCCCAGCCUGGGGCUGACGCCACAGAAAACGCACCUGCAGCCUUCUUUUGGGGCUGCACACGAGCUACCACUCACACCCCCAGCUGACCCCUCGUAUCCCUACGAGUUCUCGCCGGUCAAGAUGCUGCCCUCGAGCAUGGCAGGUCUGCCUGCCAGCUGUGCACCGGCCUACGUGCCCUACGCUACGCAGGCUGCCCUACCGCCGGGGUACUCCAACCUCCUACCCCCGCCGCCGCCUCCGCCUCCGCCGCCCACCUGCCGCCAGUUGUCCCCCAACCCGGCCCCCGACGACCUCCCGUGGUGGAGCAUUCCUCAGUCGGGCGCUGGGCCAGGGGCCUCCGCGGUUCCAGGGGGCGGCCUCUCCAGCGCCUGUGCCGGGCCCCCCCAUGCUCCGCGCUUCCCUUCCUCUGCUGCCGCUGCCGCUGCCGCGGCCGCCGCCUUGCAACGGGGCCUGGUGUUAGGCCCGUCGGACUUUGCGCAGUACCAGAGCCAGAUCGCCGCGUUGUUGCAGACCAAGGCCCCCCUGGCGGCCACGGCCAGGAGGUGCCGCCGCUGCCGUUGCCCCAACUGCCAGGCGGCGGGCGGCGCCCCUGAGGCGGAGCCGGGCAAAAAGAAGCAACACGUGUGCCACGUGCCGGGCUGCGGCAAGGUGUACGGGAAGACGUCGCACCUGAAAGCACAUCUGCGUUGGCACACGGGUGAGCGGCCCUUCGUGUGCAACUGGCUCUUUUGCGGCAAGAGCUUUACGCGCUCAGACGAGUUGCAGCGGCACCUGCGGACUCACACCGGCGAGAAGCGCUUCGCCUGUCCCGAGUGUGGCAAGCGCUUCAUGCGGAGCGACCACCUUGCCAAGCACGUCAAAACGCACCAAAAUAAGAAGCUCAAAGUUGCUGAGACCGGGGUUAAGCGGGAGAACCCGCGGGACCUGUGAGCCCAUCCUGGGGUGCCCCGAGGUCACUCCCGCCUCAGACCCCCUUCCCAGUACCUCUUGCGGAGGUCCCGGGGUCUGUGGGCAGCAGGCGCAAGAGACUUAGUAGAUGAACUUCAGUUGUCCGCCUCCCAAAGUAGAGCCGGGCUCUCACUUUCCUUAGCCCUAGAACAGAGGGACGGUUGGGAUCUGGGACUUGUAGGGUCAUGGUUGGGAUGUUGAGUUACCCUAGGAGUGGUUCUAAACUCUGAAUCAUUUCCACCAUCUGGGAGACCUACAGUUGGGAGGUAUCACCCAGAGCUGGCCUUGUAUAUAGGAAACGCUGCUGAAUGAAAGCGAAAGGACCUUGGGAGAUUUUAAAUAUUGCUCGGGUUUUCGCUAGGACCCUUCGGGCUUUGUACAGGUUAUUUAAUAGCUUUGUUAAAAGAGUAAUUAUAAUAAUUAUAACAUUAAUAAAAUGUUUUCUUUGUCCUCAGCUACACGCAGAGCUACAGCAUGAUAUGUCUCUGUAAAGCGACCAGCAGUUGCAGCGUGAAAAUAAAUACGUUAGGGUCACCUUAGGAAGACCCCGCAGAGUAGAUCUCAUUUGAUCUUUUCUUCUUCCGGGAGGCUUUACAAAGCGGUCAGGUUUCACUGGGAAUUUGAUGGCUCCAGUGUGC